This is a messenger RNA of Lecanosticta acicola, 1323 nucleotides long. NCBI's taxonomy places the organism in Eukaryota, Fungi, Ascomycota, Dothideomycetes, Mycosphaerellales, Mycosphaerellaceae. The record is from the annotation of a GenBank genome assembly.
AUGGAUGGUGAAUUUGGCGACCAUUCGACGCGCAUGAUCAGGCUUCCAUUCGGUGCUGAGAUUGAAAUGGCUUGCGAUUACACUGCCGGUGCAGAGCAAUCCGCACAAGUCGCUCCUGAGCUGCCGCAGUCCCACUAUGACGAAGCCUUCUCACCAACAAACAUGCCGUCUCUCACGCAUGAAGAGGGUCGGACGGAGUCUUUCAACCAGUCCAUGGGACAAUCUGCACAAGAAGACCUACGUAGAUCAGGUCUUUGGGCUUCCCAUCUCGUUCGACGUACCUCACUGUCCACCCGAUCAGACGACAGCGACACCACGAAAGCCUGGGAUCCCAAUGAACCAUCUGAAGUCGCUUUCCGAGAGCAGAAUCCACCAAACCUGCGAGCGGUGAAGAGCCAAUGUGAUGCUGCGCUCCAGGCGCCUAGCAGACCAGAUUCAGAGACGACUCUGCGGCCGACAACUAUGAUACAGACUGUCGCUGCGCCGGUGUCCCACCAGACAGUUUCCCCAGCUCGAGAAGAUCCCAUCCUGCCUGCAGAGAAUGAAACAACGGUCCGGCGCCCGAUGUUCAUCACUUCACAGAUCAGCAAGCCAAAGGACAAAGGUUCCUCUUUCUUGCAAAGAUCAACGGAGACUACGACAGUGCAACCUUCACUUUCGACGGGCUCCGCAAGGACUGAAGGAUCUUCCCGUGCACCGCCGUUCGAGCUUCGGUUUGCACCCAGCCUUGGGGAACGUUUGCGGUCUUCUGACACUGCCGCUACCUCAUCAUCGGCUAAGCAGUCCCAGCCAGCAGAGCUUCCAGCUACCAAAGAUGAGGCAUUGGGACAAACGGGUGCCGAACGAAAUGAGAGUAGGCAGCUCAAUGGCAAAGCCAAGAGAGGCCGACCAAAAGGUGUCAAGAAUGGCCAAGGCAGAACAGGCCAUGCCGCUGCAGCGAGGAGACUAGAGGCAACCCAGGAGAGUGGAGCACGGCAUGAUCAGGGUUUGGCAGGGAACAAAGAAGAGCCAGAGCCCAAGCGCCAACGAGCACUACCACAUCCAGUCGACAAGGUUUCCAACGCUGCUCAAAUCCGCAAAGAAUCCGCAGACGUGAAUGCGUCUUCCGAAGAGGCCAAGGUUGCUAUUGAGAAGCCAUGGCAGACUCCGCUUGCGAAGGCGGCACUUGGAUACUCUGACAACGUGCAAGACUUGCUGCGGAAUAAUCCGACACAUCGUCUUCAAAGGCUACUUCACCAAUACGAGGACCGCCCAGCACCACCAUCUCAGCCGUGGAUGCCAAGCAACGGUAUUCAGAGCAGAUAUCGCGACCUUCGUCGCUAG